AUGCAAUUCUGAUGAUGCCCUUCAACUCUGUGGUGCACCAUAUAAUGCUCAAAACAUUCAGUCUUCACACGAAGUGGAGACAAAGUUCAUGGCUUGAAAAUACCGGGAUUGCUUUAUUUGCUCUCUCCAGCCGAGUUGUCCCAGAGACGGAGACGCCGCCGCCCCGCGGGACCAAUGAGAGCCCCGCCGCAGCCGCUGGUGGCGCAGGUGUUGCUGUCGCUGCUGAUCCUCGGCUCAGGUCCCUGUAGCACUGGAUUGGAACUCAAUGACACCUCCUCAGGGAGGGGAGAAUUGUUUUCAGGAGACCACAGUGCUGAUGGCCUUGAGGUGACUUCGAGGACUGAGCUGUCCUCAGGAAGUGAGGUCUCGUCUGUGAGUGAGGUGCCUGCCGCUGGGGACCUGUCCUCGGGGGCUGACGAGGACUACCCUGAGGAGUAUGACAAUGAACCCCGAGUGUCUGGCUAUGUUGUAGACGGUACAGUGAGAGUUGAACAGGUAAUUAAACCCAAGAAAAACAAAGCAGAAAGUGAAAAGACUUCUGAUAAACCAAAGAAAAAGAAAAAAGGAGGUAGAAAUGGCAAAGACAGAAAGAACAAGAAGAAGAAAAACCCCUGUGAAGCAGAAUACAAAACCUUCUGUAUUCAUGGAGAAUGCAAAUACAUCGAGCAUCUGAAAACAGUAACGUGCAAAUGCCAGCAUGAUUACUUUGGUGAGCGGUGUGGGGAAAAGUCCAUGAAGACACAAAGCAUUGUGGACAGUGAUUUAUCAAAAAUCGCCGUAGCAGCCAUUAUUGCCUUUGUCUCUGCUGUGAGCUUCACAGCUGUUGCUGUUAUUAUCACAGUCCAGCUUCGAAAGCGAUACAUCAGGGAGUAUGAAGGAGAAGCUGAGGAACGGAAGACACUUCGACAAGAAAACGGAAAUGCACAUGCCAUUGCUUAACUGAC
Ochotona princeps (American pika) is the source of this 944-nucleotide messenger RNA. RefSeq names its product amphiregulin (gene AREG). The record is from RefSeq and is a predicted model, not a curated record. NCBI's taxonomy places the organism in Eukaryota, Metazoa, Chordata, Mammalia, Lagomorpha, Ochotonidae. The transcript has 6 exons. Bases 175 to 939 code for a protein of 254 amino acids. Gene Ontology annotation, biological process: epidermal growth factor receptor signaling pathway; positive regulation of cell population proliferation; positive regulation of mitotic nuclear division.